CUGUGAAAGACGACCCACCUACAUCGUCAGCCUACCCAGCAACCUAACCACAUAGAUAUGAUCGGCAUCCGUGAUGAAUCAUUCAUGUUGUAGGAUAUAUCUAAGCACUCUCAGAAUUAGAAGGCGUUAUGAGCAUGAUUAUUAUAAUACGUGGCUGCGGCCAACAUCAUACUGAUUAAUAAUGAGGC
Messenger RNA from Amoebophrya sp. A25, 188 nucleotides. The record is from the annotation of a GenBank genome assembly. NCBI's taxonomy places the organism in Eukaryota, Dinophyceae, Syndiniales, Amoebophryaceae.